UUUUUAAAAAAAGUAGAAGACUUUUUCGAGAUUUUUUUAUUGCAACUAAAUUUUCAUUAGUUGUACUUUUUUACUAAAAACAAUCAGCUUCGUAACUUUAAUUCGAUCAUCAAAACCUACGUCUCCGUCUAGUCGUUUUGUCUGAACUAGUUUGUACUUACAAUCUGGUGUAAUGCUACCGGAUAGAAAAUGUAAUUUGCUAAGAAUGGAUUGGUCUUACAGAUAUUUAUUUACCCUAUAGGCGAUAACAGUCUUAGAAAAAAUAAGUAAGUGGGCAUCAGGAGAAAAAUGUAUGUAUAUAAAUAAUGAAACCUCAUUUCUUUAAGAAUAAAAAUACUACGAAAAUGUUAACAGACUUUUAUUGGCAGUUCGCUACACGUGAUUUAUUUAAAACAUUUAUAUUUGUGUAUAUUCUGUGGUUUAUAAUAUAAAAGAUUUGUAUGAAAAUAUUUAGGGUAUAAUCUAAAUCCAGGUGUAUUUUUAAUAUCUGUUAAGUCAAAUUCCUAAAAUGUCAGUUCAAUAUAUCAAAAUUUACUACGGACCUUGUGAUUCAUUCCACACGGUGACCCACAAGCCGCAGAAGCUCAGAGGACUCAGAGAUCGCCUCCAAAAACUCGGUUUUAGAGUUGAUUUGGUGCCGGUGGAGUUUGUUAAUUACUGCGUGCUGGAGAUCUGCGGGCACGAAGUGUUCCGCUGCAACAUCCAGAAUCUUCUAUUUAACACCCCAUACCACCUGGAUCCUGUGUGCCAGCGUGCAAUCCAAGCAGUGCUAGAGUCCACCGUGAAGUUCAGGCGAGCGCGCAACUACCUCUGGUUCUGGACGCUGAUUGGAGACCAGAUCUUCGUGAGGAACGAGUAUAUGCCGAAAGACCAGUGGCCGUUCAGCUGGGACACCAAAGACUACACAUCCUGCUUGGAGUGUGCUAACUGUUGCGCUAUUCUUGCAAACUGGAAGAAAAAUGAUUAAAGGUCUUUUUACGUCAAACAUUGUAUAUUUAAGAAAUAAAAUUAUAUUUAAUAAAUACAUUAUGGAGCGACUGUC
Manduca sexta (tobacco hornworm) is the source of this 1042-nucleotide messenger RNA. RefSeq names its product UPF0728 protein C10orf53 homolog. The transcript is spliced from 3 exons. Bases 509 to 967 code for a protein of 152 amino acids. The record is from RefSeq and is a predicted model, not a curated record. Lineage: Eukaryota; Metazoa; Arthropoda; Insecta; Lepidoptera; Sphingidae.